Messenger RNA from Choloepus didactylus (southern two-toed sloth), 2266 nucleotides. It is a transcript of the gene SYCP3, whose product is annotated as synaptonemal complex protein 3. Gene Ontology annotation, cellular component: synaptonemal complex. The transcript has 9 exons. The coding region runs from base 655 to 1368 and encodes 237 amino acids. The record is from RefSeq and is a predicted model, not a curated record. Gene Ontology annotation, biological process: spermatid development; meiotic cell cycle. NCBI's taxonomy places the organism in Eukaryota, Metazoa, Chordata, Mammalia, Pilosa, Megalonychidae.
AUACAUAUGUGGUAGUAAAAAAUUAGAAAAUAGGAAUGUCGAAUGAUUCACAUAAAAUUCAUGGUAACAUUUUUAUCUCUGAGGAUGGGGUAUCUAAAGGACUCUGAGGAGAUUUAAUGUGUAAUGUUAAAAGUUCUACCUCACAAAUAAAGUGGUAGGUUCAUCAUGUUUCAUAACAUUUACUCUUUUGUAAUUUUCAAGUAUUAAAAAAAAUUAAAUUUAAAAAGAAACUGUAAAGCAACAGGCCUCAACACACCCAGCUACAAGCGGUGACACCUCAGAGUGCGCUAGGUCAGAGGCCUCAAACCAGUUGCUUCUAGAACGCGCAGCUUCUGUGGCCGCUGCACGCAUGCGCGCUCCAUCCGCCAAUCAGCGACGCGCUUGCCUGAGGCGAAGCUGGCUUUAUUCCCGCGCGAAUCCCGAGUCGCCUCAUCUCAGCGUCGCGGCAGCAGAGCGGACGCGUCGGGUGAGGAGGUGUGGUGGUGAGGCGGCGGCGGUUGGAAUUGAGGGGCUUGGCUUUGGAGAUUGAUAACUGUUGCCCCCGGCUUUUGGGUUUUUUGUGUCUUUUUUCCCCAGGCGUGAGUAGGGGGGGUAGUUUGGGAUUUCGGACCAGCAGCGACUUGUGACCAGUGAGAAGUCAGAAGAUAACUAAUUAUGGCACCCUCCGGAAGAAAGCAUACCGGGAAAUCGGGGAAGCUGGCAAUGGAGGAGCAGGUUGUACAUGUCUAUGACUUUGAGAAAGAAGAGAAGAAAGAUCUGAGUGGUUCAGAGGAGGAUCUUGCAGAAGGAAAGUUUCCAGUAAUUGAUAAGCAUGGGAAGAAAAGGCCUUGCCCUGGAAUGAUUGAGGAAGAUAUGGGGGGUGAAGUUGAGAAUAUGUUGGAAAGAUUUGGAGCUGACAUUAACAAGGCUCUUCUUGCAAAGAGAAAAAGAUUGGAAAUGUAUACCAGGGCUUCUCUGAAAACCAGUAACCAGAAAAUUGAAAAUGUUUGGAAAGCACAACAAGAGCAAAGGCAGAAACUUAACCAAGAAUAUUCUCAGCAGUUUCUGACUCUGUUUGAGCAGUGGGAUAUAGAUAUGCAAAAAGCUGAGGAACAAGAAGAAAAAUUAGCUAAUAUGUUUCGACAGCAACAAAAGGUUUUUCAGCAAUCUAGAAUUGUUCAGAGCCAGAGACUGAAAACAAUUAAACAGUUGUUUGAGCAGUUCGUAAAGAGCGUGGAGGACUUGGAGAAGAAUCAUGAAAGUCGUCUUACUGGUGUACAAAAUGAACUUAGAAAAGAAAUGGCUAUAUUGCAAAAAAGAAUUAUGAUGGACACUCAGCAACAAGAGAUGGCAAGUGUUCGAAAGUCUCUUCAAUCCAUGUUAUUCUGAUGACUCUUUGAAGAAAGAACUUGAACCUAAGUAAUAUGAUACAAUUAUAACAUUAGCUAAGGGACACAUUAGUCUUUAUAGUGGUUUAAAAAUUCUAGUUUAAAUUACUGUAUCUUGUUAAUCAUUAGCUUUUUGUUAAGUGCAAGACUCCUGUUCUGUUACCCCCAAUAAAUCUAAACAGUUAUGUAAAUAGCAGCAACUUCAAAGUUAUAUGUAUCAAGCUUUCAUUUCUUUUGUAAUAAUAGUGAAUUUUUCUCCCUAACACUGUCAAUUAACUUAUCAGUAAAGAGUAUUUAAUUUUAGGUUAUGGCCUCCUUGGAUCUGUAUCAGUCCUAAAAGUAUGCAAAAUUACAUUGUUAUUCUUUAAGAAAAAAAAAUUAAAGAUUGCAAGAUCUACUUUAUAUGUACAUCCUUUUGUAUAUACUUAUUAAGUUACAGAGCCAAUGCUAAUUUCAAAAGAAAAUCUAUUCUACUGGCUUAUAAAAUUUAUUAAAGACAUCUUAAGUUUGUGUUCUGCAAUAAACUGUUAAAAAUCACUAAGACAACUGAACAAAAUAUAUAAAUAUCAGUUCUCAGACAUGGGUUUGUGAAUGUCAUUUCCACAAAGACAUCAAAAUGCCAUUUAAUUGGGUUUGGCACACUCUUAUAUGACACAUGCCCUUAGCAUCGAUUAAGAGCAUUUAAUUAACAUACUUAAUUACUUGUGGUAUAACGAUAUCACAUCUGUCUUUAAAGAUAAAUUAUCUAGAAUGUUUUGUUUUUCAAGUUUAAUAUUCAGUGAAUAUAUGAAGUUUGAUUUUACAUUCAUUUCCAAACUUGAACUAUUCAUUCUUAUACUUUGUUUUUAAAAUGUGCAUUUUUACAUAAAGAUAACAUAUAAAAUAUUCAGUUAGCAACA